Telopea speciosissima is the source of this 492-nucleotide messenger RNA. RefSeq names its product umecyanin-like. The record is from RefSeq and is a predicted model, not a curated record. Bases 1 to 492 code for a protein of 163 amino acids. Gene Ontology annotation, cellular component: plasma membrane. NCBI's taxonomy places the organism in Eukaryota, Viridiplantae, Streptophyta, Magnoliopsida, Proteales, Proteaceae. The transcript has 2 exons. Gene Ontology annotation, molecular function: electron transfer activity.
AUGGCUUCUUGCAUGGGUUGUUUGCUUGGAUGUAUGUUUAUCGUAUCAGCUCUUCUGCUUCAGGGAACGGCCGCUCAGACAAUCCAUAUUGUCGGAGGCAGUUUAGGAUGGACUGUUCCUCCUCCUAACUUCUCAUAUGAUUCUUGGGCUGCCAAUCAGACAUUCAUGGUCGGCAAUUGGCUACAGUUUAACUUCUCAUCAGGAUUAGUGCACGAUGUGACCGAGUUCUCAAAGGCAGAUUAUGAAUCUUGCAACAAUACGAACCCCAUCACUUAUGUCGUUGCAUCAUCAGUAAACUUCCUCAUUGAAACUGCAGGAGAACACUACUACUUCUGCACCUUUAAAGAUUACUGUGAAAAGAAUAUGAAGCUGGCAAUCAAAGCUUCUGGUACUCCCAUUUGGUCUCCUCCUCCUCCACCCAGCUCUGCCUCUUCUCUCACAGUUGGCGGCUUCUCUCUUCUUUUACUAGCCAUAUAUCAUGUUGUAAUAUAA